CGGGAAUUUUCUGCCUUUUGGAGGUGGGAAAGCCAUCAAUAGGAUAGGCCCAGUGAAUCGUGCUGCCAUCGUUCAUCAUCAUCUGGCCGUACGACAGGAAGGAAUUUUUCCUACCGCUCGUAACGAUUCUGGCUGUCGGUUGCCGGACGACCAGUCAGUUGGUGCGUGUGCGUGGUCGGUCGUGAGUGAGUGCAAAGGAAUUUCGCUACGCCACGCUACCGCAACCGCCUCGCUCGUCGAAAAUUCGACUACGGUUUUAUUCGUGGCAUUUGAAAUCUGUGUGAACGCCUUCCGUCCCGAGCGCCAAAGUGCUGUGCUGUCGCGACGGCAGAUCGGUAGAACGGCCAACUGAACGGUCCUUGACUGUGAACUGUGCCGCAAGUGUGGGUGGGGUAACGCUCUGCCCAUCGGGCGAAGAUCACUUGCGUAUUGCAGCUCAGAAACCGGAGCUUCCGGAACCCAUCAGCCAUCAUGUCGGACCUGGACGAUAUGAGCAACUUCGACGCGUGGCUGGAGAAGGACUUUCUCAGCAAAAUCAACCGGCUCGAGACGGAGCUGGAGGAUGUGAAGGACAAGAACAAAAACCUGGAAAAGGAUCUGAGAAAGAAAACGAUCGAGUGUGACAUUGUGCGGGCGAAGGUCGGCAAGUUGGAGCAGGUUCCGUCGAAUAAUGCGGCCUCGAGCGAAAAGAUCGAAACGCUUGAGAAGGAACUGAAGCGCAAGACGAUGGAGCUGGACAUAUUGCGCUCGAAGCUGUCACAGUCGGAGACGAGCCCGCAGGCGACCCAGGACCUGACCGAGCGCGUCAAGCAGCUGGAAAAGGAGCUGAAAAAGCGCAUCAUCGAGAACGGCAUCCUGCGAGGCAAGCUGACGGAAGUGGAGAGUGAACCGCAGACACCGGAGGCCCAGGAAAAGAUCGACGAGCUGGUGCGCGGUUUGCAGCGCACCGAGAGCACGGUGCUGCGGGAGAAGGUAAAGGAACUGGAAGGUGACCACGAGGCCUCGGAACGAAGCGGUGAGCUGGAGCGUGAGCUGAAGAAAAAGAACAUCGAAAGCGACAUUUUGCGUUCCAAGCUGCGACAGUUCGAAAACUCACCGUCGUCGGCGCAGGAAACGAACGAGCGGGUCCGGGACCUGGAAAAGCAGGUGCGGAAGUACCAGAUCGAGGCGGACAUCUUGCGGGCGAAGGUGAGCCAACUGGAGAGUGAUGCGGCCACGCGCGAGGACGAGGAAUCGACCGAGCGCAUCGAGGAGUUGGAGAAGGGUCUGAAGAAGAGCACCACCGAGGGCAACAUGCUGCGGGCGAAGAUGCAGAUGUUCGAGAAGGAGUCGACGGCCGCACAGGACUCGAACAGCGAGCAGAUCGAGGAGCUGCGCAAGGGGCUGAAGAAGAGCACCACCGAAAGUCAGAUCCUGCGCUCGAAGCUAACCGAGCUGGAGAGCAGGAACGUCAACAGUGGGGCCAGCAGCUACCGGAUCGAAACGCUCGAGCAAGAGAUGAAAAAGAAGAACAUCGAAAACGACAUCCUGCGCUCGAAGGUGGAGCAGCUCGAGCGAGUCCCACUGGCCGACAGCCCGGCGAACGAGAAGAUCGAGGAGUUGCAAAAGGAAAUCCGCAACCUGAAGAUCCAGAACGACAUAUUGAAGUCGAAGCUGAAUCAGGCGGAGGACGAGCCGACGACCACGCAGGAGUCAACCGAUCGCAUCAGCGAGUUGGAAAACGAGCUGAAAAAGCGCACGAUCGAAAGCGACAUUUUGCGGGCGAAGGUCAUCCAGCUCGAAUGUGAACUGUCGCCGACAAAGAACUCCAACGAGCGGAUAGAGGAUCUGGAGAGUGAGCUGAAAAAGAAGCUGCUGGAGAACGAUAUUCUAAAAUCGAAGGUAAGCCAGCUAGAGAGCGAGCUGCUGGCCCACGGCCACGGCAGUGCCCGACCCGAUCCGCAGGAGGUGAAGAAGCUGAAGGAAAAGCACGAGGAAGUGAUGACCAAGGCGAAGGAGCUGCUGUUUGAGCGCACCAAAACGGUCAAAGCCCAGGACAUGCAAAUCAAGGCGCUGCAAAACCAGAUCGAGAACAUCAAGGAGGUUGUUACGGUCACGAAGGACAUGCUUAACAUUCGUAACAUGGAGCACGAGCAGCUUCAGACGCGGUUCGAAAACAUCGACAGCAGGAUGAAGGCCGAGCGUGAGCGGCAGACACUGCUUGAGAAGAAGCUGACCGUCUCGCAGAAGAUGUACAACGAUCUGCGCGACGAGUACACGACGCAGCUCGAUCUCUUCAAGGAAAUUCAGAAAAAUUACGCCGAAAAGAUCGAGCUCAUCAAGGAGGAAAUCGAGUGCGUCCGGAAUGGGGGCAAAAAGUGAUUCGUCGUACCGGCCGGAUCAGCCCGAACUGCCCACGGUGACCGUCGAUGAUCAUCUCCGGAGCGAGCUGGAAGGUCGAUCGUGUUGCUGUGCACUGCAAUGAAAGGGAUGACAAAACCCGCAAACUGCAUUGACUUCAGUGACGAUUUUGCGGAAUCCCGGAUCCAACCAAACUACACUUCCCGUUUCUUUUCUUCGCGACUAUGUGUCGCUAGCAAGCGGUCUUUUACACUAAACGUUGGGCGAAACAGUCUCUUUCUAAAAUGUAUUUAACUGCGAAGACUAACUUUGCAACGUACCCUGUUAGGUGAAAAAUAAGUUUACUUAAUAUACUAUGGAUGAAAAUA
Anopheles bellator is the source of this 2708-nucleotide messenger RNA. RefSeq names its product girdin. The coding region runs from base 472 to 2361 and encodes 629 amino acids. The record is from RefSeq and is a predicted model, not a curated record. Lineage: Eukaryota; Metazoa; Arthropoda; Insecta; Diptera; Culicidae. The transcript is spliced from 2 exons.